Messenger RNA from Fulvia fulva, 954 nucleotides. RefSeq lists its product as uncharacterized. Lineage: Eukaryota; Fungi; Ascomycota; Dothideomycetes; Mycosphaerellales; Mycosphaerellaceae. Bases 1 to 954 code for a protein of 317 amino acids. The record is from RefSeq and is a predicted model, not a curated record. The transcript has 3 exons.
AUGCCACUGUGCAUGGCAUUCGGAAUGAGCCUGUCCACGAUCCCCGAGUCACAAUGGGAGAAUACGCGCCCGAUUCCUGUGCCUGUGUGCCGAGGCACUCAGGCCCAACAGAGACCGCCAGACGCACCAAAGGGUCUUAUCGCGCAGCAGAUACAGAAACGGUCUCGAGAGUUGAUGCGCGCUCAAGAGACACCGCCGCUGGGAUCGAUCAGUCCGGCUCACACCAGCGAUUUCUUUGAUUCAGACGAUACACUAUCUAUUGGGUCAAGCCAGGCUGUCGCGUCUGCAUCUGAGGAAGAGGAGGAUCUGUAUGGCUCGACUCCUCCUAAUGAAAUACAAAACACGAGCCCACCACCUGCAAGUCUACCCAGCGGCACCUCAUUUCAGCCUGACGAGGUUGAUGGCGUCUCACCGGCAGCGCAGAGCACAACGAGCUCAGAGUCUACCCAGUCGCCUAGCCCGAGCCUGACAACAGAAGAGAAUUACCUGUACGAUAGCACACCGCCAGAAAUGCGAGGCAGGACUGGUUUUGACCCACCACGACCAGAUAGCGCAGCAAGCCAGCGGACUGUAAUCCCCGAAGAAACGGCUAGUUCUAGGCGCAGGUCAAGUCAGAUUGGCCCACUAGACACCUCACACAACGCGAGACCUACAGAAAGCACGGGACUAUUCGGGCUGCCGGAGUCUGUACUGGAAAGGCUCGCUCAUGGAAGCGUGCCACAUGCUUCGAAGAAUGAAGGAGAGGCUGAGGUAAUGGAUUCCGCACUCAAGAAGUUUGCUCAUCGACCGUAUCAGGGACCGCAGGGGGGUCCGAGUGGACUUAGCGAGCAGCAGCGUAGACAGGACAGUCAGGCUGAGGUAGAGCAGGAAGAGCGAGUAGAGGACGGUGCCAAGGAAGUGCACAAGGGCGAAGGCAAGGAUGAGGAGGUGGCAGAAGAGAAAUCCGAGGUUUGA